This is a messenger RNA of Manduca sexta (tobacco hornworm), 2859 nucleotides long. It is a transcript of the gene Tmep, whose product is annotated as transmembrane protein 184B. NCBI's taxonomy places the organism in Eukaryota, Metazoa, Arthropoda, Insecta, Lepidoptera, Sphingidae. The transcript is spliced from 8 exons. Gene Ontology annotation, biological process: transport. The record is from RefSeq and is a predicted model, not a curated record. Gene Ontology annotation, molecular function: transporter activity. Bases 365 to 1594 code for a protein of 409 amino acids.
CUAGAGGGAGAUGUCAGUCAAUUUUUCUUCAUGAGAAUAGAGACGUGAAAUAAAAUUAUCCAUACAAGAGCUCGAAAGUUACCUAUACGAAAUAGACGAAUUUACGAACAGUAAGCCUAUAAUUACGAUGGGAAAGCAGUUGAAGUGAUACGGUAUACUUUUAGAAUUCAGUUUUUAUUGUGUUUAGUUGGUUUAGUUAUACUGUGUUUGUUUUCAUUGUACAGUGAAAAACGACUGCACGAACAUUGAUGUGAAGAAAAAUACGUGAUUGUGUGUACAAUAUGCGCAGAGUGUUGAUUACGAAUGACAUCUGUUAACAAAAAGAAAACAGUGAUAUAGAAGAUAUUCACAACAUUAUAGCAGUAUGAGUACAACGGAGACGAUCAACGUGACGCCGCAGCCGAUGUCGGACAUAGUCCAUAAGAUGCUGAAGCCGCUGCAGGAGCCGAUGUUCCUGCAGACGCGCACCGCUCAGAUCAUCGCCGGCGUGUUCGUGUGGACGGCGUUGUUCAUUACUUGCCAACAGAUCUACCAGCACCUGCGCUGGUAUACGAACCCAUCGGAGCAGCGUUGGAUAGUGCGCAUCCUGUUCAUCGUGCCGAUAUACGGAUGCUACAGUUGGAUCUCGCUGCUAUUCUUCAACGCCGACUCUUACUACGUGUACUUCUUUACAGUCAGGGACUGUUAUGAAGCGUUCGUGAUAUACAGUUUCCUGUCGCUAUGCUACGAGUACCUGGGCGGCGAGGGGAACAUCAUGUCGGAGCUGCGCGGGCGGCCGGUGCGCGCGUCGUGCGUGAACGGCACGUGCUGCCUCGCCGGCGCCACCUACACCAUCGGGUUCCUGCGCUUCUGCAAGCAGGCCACGCUUCAGUUCUGCCUGAUCAAGCCUGUCUGCGCGUUCAUCAUUAUAUUCUUGCAGGCGUUCGGCCACUACCACGACGGCGACUGGAGCCCGAACGGCGGUUACAUCUACAUCACUGUAGUGUACAACUUCUCCGUGAGCUUGGCGUUGUACGGACUGUUCCUGUUCCUCGGCGCCACCAGGGAGAUGCUGAAGCCGUUCGACCCGGUGCUCAAGUUCUUCACCGUCAAGUCUGUCAUUUUCCUGUCGUUCUGGCAAGGUGUCGCUCUGGCCAUCCUCGAGAAGGCGGAGGUGAUCUCGCCGAUAGUGGACAGUGACGGCGUGCCGACGACGGCGGGUACGGUGUCCGCGGGCUACCAGAACUUCCUCAUCUGCCUCGAGAUGUUGGCGGCGGCGGUGGCGCUGCGCUACGCCUUCCCCGCCGCUGUGUAUGCGCAUGCGCACCGCGACCCGCACCGCUCCGUCACCAUGCAGUCCAUCUCCAGCAGCCUUAAGGAGACAAUGAACCCCAAGGACAUAAUGACGGACGCGUUCCACAACUUCCACCCGCAGUACCAGCAGUACACUCAGUACAGUUCGGUGAUGCGCGGGCGCACGGAGGCGGGCAAGCGCGGGGAGGAGGGCGCCGCGCUGGCGCCGCGCCCGCCGCCGCAGCGCGUCGCCACCAUCUGCCACGCCACCAACUACCACGAGAAGACCACGCUCCUCAGCUCCGAUGACGAAUUUCAGUGAAUUUACUAAGUAAGGUUACAUGCAUUACGGCCCCAUGAUUCAAAUUCCUUUGCCGGUAAAAAUGCAGUCGCUGUAAACAUCGUCGCUUGCCAUUUGCCAAAGACUUGGAAGAUGCUAUUUUGAGCCUUUCAAACGCGUUACUGCGUCACGCUUGCGCCAGUCGGACCAAAUAUUUUCAGUUUAUUUCUAUACGAUAUGACUAGUCUUAUUUUUAGAAACCACUUUAAUUUACCUGAAACACGAGGAAAAAGUGUGUGUAUUAUUGUAGCACUAUAAAUGUUCCUGAAUCACUUGCCGUUUUAGUAUAAAUCUUAUAAAUUGAUGGUUGAAUUUUGUUAAUGCAUUAAACAUCGUCGAACUGUUUACUAACAAUCCCAAUUGACAACUGCCUGUGAAAGUACCGAAGUCAAUUCAAUUGAACAUCUAAUUAAUUGAAAGUUUGCUUACCAGUAAUCUUAAUCAUAGCUGUUCAUGGGCAGAAAGAAAAGAUCUGUUAGAAAGUUAGAGGAUUGUGUGAAUUGACACAAAAAAAAUCCUUAGUACACUUUUCAAAUCGAAGUGGUUACAUAAUGGAUAAGAAUAAUUUCGCAUUUAUUUAAAACUACUUGGGAAACAAAUUAGCACGUUUCCGGUUGUUUUGCUAGUAUGUUAAAUUACAAGUUAUAUAAGACAUAUGAAAAUUAUUAGGCUGGUAAUACACAGUCAUUAUUAUUAUCAGUGGACAAUCUCGUAGGUCGUAUCCAGUAUCUGUCAUUAUCUAAACUUGCCUUUCGGAUUGUAGUUUCUAACGUACGAUGAGAUUUCAAUAUGAGAGUAGUGGACGGAUUUACCUAACAUUGUAUAAUGUAUGUAAAUUAAUAUUUAAACGAAUAAAUCAAACUAUUUAAAUGUACAGGCCAUUUGAAAUUAUUAAUAUCUAUACGUAGAUCUAUAUUAAAAAGUAAUAGAGGGUUGACAGUUUAUAAUACUAAGUAAUUUUAUUUUAAUAUAUAUUUUCAACUUAAACGAAAUAGAUGACAGUAUACGCUACUACAUAUGGGCCAUACAGCACUGCCUAACAGAUUGUUUUAUUGCACAAUGUACAGUUACUAAAAGUGCCAUAAACUAAAUAAGAAAUUUCGACCUUUCUAAAAUAUAAAUUUAUCUAUGCACAUAAACCAAGCGUUGAUAAUAAGCUUAAUUGCGCUUCGCCGUCCAAAAUUGUUGAUCGUUUUGUCACACAGAAUUUAAUGUCUUCAAACUGUACAUUUCCCCACGCAUCUAAA